Caenorhabditis auriculariae is the source of this 1530-nucleotide messenger RNA. Lineage: Eukaryota; Metazoa; Nematoda; Chromadorea; Rhabditida; Rhabditidae. The record is from the annotation of a GenBank genome assembly.
AUGUACGAAAUUGUAGAUUUUGAAAGCCGGUUGGUAUCUAUUUUGCCUAUUUGAAAGAAUUUAAAAUUUAGGCCAACCGAAAACGAGUUGAAAGUUGCAUGGCCUUACCCUAACUCAAAAAGAACUGUCGAAGGCGGAUGUGACGACAAAUUGAUCGAGAACGUUGCGUUCGGCAGAUUUAUUAUAAUCACGGUUUUUUCGGAGUUCAGAAGUUGACUGAUCUGAGCGAGAAUUCCUUGGGGACUGAUGGAGUCUUCAGAGCCAGAAUCGACCAAAAGACCCUCCUCUUCUCAAAAGAAAUAGAAUUCAUAGUCUACUUCCAAAAAGGUAUUUUUCGAUUUGUUCAUACGAGUUUUUUUUUUAAAUAGAAAGUGAGAAUUUCGAAAUGGUCGUCGUCCCUCAGUCAAAAGCGAUUCUCAUUCAACCAGGCUUCCUUUUUGCUGUUGAUAAAAACGAGUUGGUCAAAACUUUGAAUCGCCAGGUGGGUUGAUUUUUUAUUCAAACCGUUUUAUUGUGAAUCUUAGACGAAUGGUAUAGUUUCUGAACGUGAUCAAUUGGAUAAAACGAAAGAAGUGAAAGAAGUUGCUGGAAUCAAUGCUUCUUUCGUCAAAGAAACUGUUAGUUUUUGCCAUGAGUUUUUUUUUUCAAAAUAUACAUAUUUGAGAUUUCACUUGCCGAUGAAGACAGCUUGAACGAUCAUAAUUUGAUCGACCUCGAGAAAACCGAUGAGAAAUCAGAAUUCAUCAUUACGAAGAAACAACUGAAAAUCCUAGCAGUUAGUUCUUUUUCAGUUAUGCUGAAAAAUGUUUUUUUCUCUGGUUGUGCCUGCCAACUUCCCAGAGAGUACUGAAGAAUCUCAAGUUGGAGUUUUGAGAAAUACUUUUACAAUGGAGUGGGAGGACCAUCCUUCCGGCAAGCAAGUUCUGUUCACCGGUGAGUUUCUUUUCCUUGAAUUUGGACGUUUUUCCUCUGUAAGGAACUGGAGGCGCCUUGACCGAAGGAAAAGGAAAUCCAGGCGUGGUAUUCGAUCCCAACUCCAAUGAAGUUCAAGUCAACGUGAGUCUGAUUUUCGGGAUUUUUGAUCUUCGCUAUUUUCAGCUCCUGUUAAAAAGACCCGAUGGAACAUUUUUCAUUUCUUCAAAAUCGCCUUUCAUCAUGUUAGUUGCGGAGUCCGACAAAGAUGGCGAGCCGGAUAGAUCAACUUUGAAAGCCAUCAAGUAUUAUGACUUUUCUUUCUUGGUCUUUAGAAAGAUCCAAUUUUCUCGCAGACUUGGAUAGAAAUGAUUAAAAUUUUGAAAGAAACUGUUUAGAUUCACCGACGGGGUUCAACUAAAGGCUGACACUUGGCAUUCCGUCCCUUUUCCACUUCCAGAUGGUUCUUCGAUCGAUCUUAUCGAAAAGGUCUUUGCUUGACUUCUUCAACUUGAAAUUGAAUUCAACAAUGUUUCCUUCCAGGUCGCCGAGACAAAUGCCAACAUCGUCAUUAACGUGAACGAAGAAGCAGGAUCUCCAAUGCGAGUUCAACUUUAA